GGAGCCAGACAGCAAAAGCUGAAUCUACGGAGGCUUCACAGUUACUUCUAGCUUGAGGAAAGUGACACUGGUUCAAGAUGAGUGCAAUGUUGGAGACCCCCGAGCUGCCAGCAGUAUUUGAUGGGGUGAAGCUGGCUGCAGUUGCUGCUGUUCUGUAUGUUAUUGUUCGCUGCCUGAACUUAAAGAGCCCAACUGCCCCUCCGGAGCUCUUCUACCAGGACUCUGCUCUCUCCCGCUUUCUGCUGAAAUCCUGCCCACUUCUGACCAAAGAAUACAUUCCCCCCCUGAUCUGGGAAAAGAGUGGACAUAUCCAGACUGCCCUUUACGGGAAGAUGGUGAGAGUGAGAUCACCGCAUCCAUAUGGACUUCGGAAGUACCUCACGAUGCCAGAUGGAGCAACAGCCACUUUUGAUCUCUUUGAGCCCCAGUCUGAGCACUGCAUUGGAGAGGAUGUCACAAUGGUAAUCUGCCCUGGGAUUGCCAACCACAGUGAAAAGCAGUAUAUCCGCACUUUUGUUGACUAUGCGCAAAAAAAUGGUUACAGAUGUGCUGUUCUGAAUCAUUUGGGAGCCCUACCAAAUAUUGAGCUGACUUCUCCACGGAUGUUCACAUACGGUUGUACCUGGGAAUUUGGUGCCAUGGUCAAUUACAUCAAGAAGACCUAUCCUCAGACCCAGAUGGUUGUAGUAGGCUUCAGCCUGGGUGGAAACAUUGUGUGCAAGUACCUUGGAGAGUCCCAGGCCAACCAGGAGAGAGUCCUGUGCUGUGUCAGUGUGUGCCAAGGAUACAGUGCACUGAGGGCCCUGGAAACCUUCAUGCAAUGGGAUCAAUGUAGAAGAUUUUAUAACUUCCUCAUGGCAGACAACAUGAAAAAGAUCAUCCUUUCUCACAGGCAAGUUCUUUUUGGAGAUAACAAUAUGAAGAAGCCACAGAACCUGUCAGAUGCAGAUCUGAGCAAACUCUACACAGCAACAUCCCUCAUGCAGAUUGAUGAUAGCGUCAUGAGGAAGUUCCAUGGCUACAGUUCCCUGAAGGAGUACUAUGAAGAAGAAAGCUGCCUACCAUACUUGCACAGAAUCUAUGUUCCUCUCCUGUUGGUUAAUGCUGCUGAUGACCCUCUGGUGCAUGAGAGUCUUCUAUCAAUUCCAAGAGCUCUUUCAGAGAAACGGGAAAAUGUCAUGCAUGUGCUGCCCCUUCAUGGAGGUCACCUGGGCUUUUUUGAGGGGUCUGUACUCUUUCCAGAGCCUCUUACGUGGAUGGAUAAGCUUGUGGUGCAAUAUGCCAAUGCCAUCUGCCAGUGGGAGAAGACAAAGUCUCAGUGCUCAGACACAGAGCAGGCUGUAUCUGGCCAGGAGUAACUGACCCAAAGACUCCCUGGAUCACUUCAGUAUAUCUCCCCUUUGGGAACUCCUUGUUCCCUCACCUGCUGCUUCAGGUUUCCAUUCUUCUUGAUAUCCUAGGGCUGGGGUUUGAUCACAAUGUUUCCUUCUGAAAAGUGGAGCUACAGCAGGAGUUAAUAUCUGGUCAGAGCACCCUUGCAUAUGUAGUUAUUUGGCCUUGGAACUAUUGGUCUGCUUGAACUGGGUUGCUGACUGUGGCCUGAUACAGAGCUGUUAAGCUAAAGAACUUAUUUUAAAUGCACCAGGAGUUUCAAAUAUCAAAUUCCUUCAC
Molecule: messenger RNA, 1671 nt
Organism: Tinamus guttatus (white-throated tinamou)
Lineage: Eukaryota; Metazoa; Chordata; Aves; Tinamiformes; Tinamidae
Gene: ABHD2
Product: abhydrolase domain containing 2, acylglycerol lipase
Biological process (GO): medium-chain fatty acid catabolic process; steroid hormone receptor signaling pathway; acylglycerol catabolic process
Cellular component (GO): sperm plasma membrane; sperm flagellum
Molecular function (GO): monoacylglycerol lipase activity; acetylesterase activity
Source: RefSeq, a predicted model, not a curated record